This is a messenger RNA of Hymenoscyphus albidus, 2066 nucleotides long. Lineage: Eukaryota; Fungi; Ascomycota; Leotiomycetes; Helotiales; Helotiaceae. The record is from the annotation of a GenBank genome assembly.
CUCAUAUCGGAUCUUGUUGCGCCAUCUUCCGUGUAUUGCUUGGGAGGUUAGAUGGAAAAAUUUCCUAGAUUUAAUGGAGGUUUCAUAGAUACACGCUUGGCAUUGGAUUGCAGCAGUCUUCUGCGGUCAUCGAGGGGGAUGAUUUCUUGCGUGAGCCACGCCACUUUGUAACUUGGGUCUCUACGAAGUAUUUGGGUUAUUCACAACUUUGAAGAUCGAAUUCAACUUUCGGACGAAUUUUGGCCAAUGAGGAAAUGAUCGUUUCGAGGUUUCGAAGCGGCUCUGCAGAUCAAUCACGUCGACGUCCAUCUGAUCUCCGCGUUGCGACCUAGCUGGGCAGUUUCAUGUUACGCGCCCAGAAUUGUCCCAGAUGGGGGGGAAGGGCCUCACUUUAUGGCAUUUCCCAAAAUUGAAAGCUUGGUGAUCCACUUGCAACAUGCGCGGUAUGAAAACACUUUACCUGCUAACCGCUUUCUAUUGGGCAAGGGUCACGAUCAGUGGACGCACAAUGGAAUAUCCUCCGUCCCAAGACGCCGCGGCAGAUCAUUGAAACGGACUACCAUGGAGCUCUGGAAAUCAAACUUUAUACUGUCCUGGGUUGUUGGACCUUAGGAUUUCUUCUUAUGCAUGGCUGCUCGUUGGAGCUUCUGCGUUGACACAUUAUAUAACAUGACUCCCCAAGGAACCAGGAGCCCUUUUCUCUUUAGUAUCAUCGGAAGUUUCUGCUUUUCACGUUCACUCACUUUUUUCUACCACAUUCUUUUCUAAAGUCCUAGUGACGUCCACCCUUUUACACUUGUGCUAGAGGCAUAUUAUCUUCACCAUCAAACACUUACAAAACCACAAAAUUAUACAACUUUCAGGACACCUUUAACAAGAUGUCUUUCAGCACCAUGAAAAUUAGCGUCAUUUUGGCAUUGGCCGCCUCCGUUGCCCAGGUUUCUGCUCACGGCUUCGUCAAAGAAAUUAUCAUCGACGGCCAAUCGUAAGUUCAUCCUUAGUCAAUGAUGACCAUGAGCGCUGGCUGAUGAUGAUUCAAAGGUUCCCAGGUUUCGAUGUUGGACAAGAUCCAUUCAAACCCAGUGGAAUACCACCAAAGAUCGGUUGGACCAAUACAGCUGGUGAUAUCGGAUUCAUUAAUGGAAGCGAUUACGCAGAGCCAAAUAUCAUCUGCCACAGAGACUCAAAAAACGCAAAGCUGUCGGCCCCCAUUGCCGCUGGAGGAAACCUCACCAUGCAAUGGACCGAUUGGCCAGAGUCUCACUUCGGUACAAUAACUGAGCAUUUAGCCGACUGCAAAGGAGACUGCUCGACCGUCGACAAGACUACACUCGAAUUCUUCAAGAUUUCAGAGGCAGGACUCAUUGACGGCACAUCCAAGCCACCAAAGUGGGCCGCCACUGAGCUUAUCAAGCAAGGCAACAAGUGGGAAGUCACGAUCCCAGCAAAUGUCAAGCCAGGUCAAUAUGUCCUCCGUCACGAGAUCAUCGCGUUGUUCGGCGCCGGUAACCAACUUGGGGCCCAGCACUAUCCUCAGUGCAUCAACCUGGAAAUCACUGGUUCAGGAACUGAAUUGCCAGCCGGUACUAAGGCAACAUCUUUCUACAAGGUCGACGACCCAAACAUCUUAGUCGAUCUUAACAAGAGCCCCGUGACGUACCCUGUUAUCCCAGGUGGACCUCUUGCCUUCGCCGCAGGCGGUGCAGCUGGCGGUGCAGCAGGCGGUGGUGGAGGAAACAAAGCUAAGCCAGUUGACAACAAUAGCACUACUGGUGUUGAAGCUGCCAAACCCCCAACCACUUUGUCAACUUCUACUCGCCCUAAGGCUACCCCAGCUCCUGAAACCAAGAGCGACGACGAAUGCCCAAAAUAGAUGAUUUUUGUUGUGGAUCAGCGAUGCUGGGAACAUUAUGACACCACUUUUUUUUCUCUUCAUGCGAAUCCAAGCUUGCUUGGGCCUGGUGCGUUCCUUUGAUUUCAAAGGGCUAUUCAUUUAUGGUUUAUGAUUUUGUAGUUUAUUGUAAAUGAUACCGUUAUACGUUUACUUAUUUCCAUUUUGGUGUGGC